AUGAAAUUCACCAGCACCGUCCUCGCGGGUUCUUUCCUUUUAUUAGGUCCCGUGGCCAUUCUCGCCCAAGACAGUUCAUCUUCUACCGAUACUGCAGCAGCGGAGUCAUCAGCCCUAUCCGCAGCAUCGAGCGUUGUCUCUGCUGAUGCCGGCUCAGUCACGGUCAUUGAUGGGUUUACAAUUACCAUUCCUUCUGGUAUCUCUAUCCCUUCGAUUCCCAGCGCCGUCCUUUCCGAUACAUCUCUCAUCGCGUCUAUCGCGUCUUCCAUCACCGCGACAUUGACGGGGUCGUUGGCUUCUGAGGCUUCUUCCAUCCUCAACGAAAUCACUGGGGGCAGCGCGUCAAGUACCUCUACCGGGACUAGUGCCACAACCACUGGCAGUGGCUCUAGUGUAGCUAGUGCGAGUUCUACAAGUGCUUCCAAUGGGGCGAUGAGUCUGGAGGGUGGAGUUAUUGGCUUGAUUGGAUCUGUCGGAGCAGGAUUGCUUGCGGGCAUGUGGAUCCUUUAA
Molecule: messenger RNA, 510 nt
Organism: Lentinula edodes (shiitake mushroom)
Lineage: Eukaryota; Fungi; Basidiomycota; Agaricomycetes; Agaricales; Omphalotaceae
Exons: 2
Coding region: 1-510 (169 amino acids)
Source: RefSeq, a predicted model, not a curated record